AUGCCGGCUGCCGAGGUUGCAAACUUGGUGAACGAGAUCUCCGGCCUCAAGCUGGAGGGGUCUUGGCACUUCGGCAAGGGGCCAUGCUCCCGCGCCGACCCGCCGCCUGCGGAAGCCGCCCUCCUGGAGAAGGCGGAGGCGGACAAGGCGGAAGCCGCCUCCUUGAAGAAGCUGGCGGAGGCCGAGGCCACUACCGCGGCGAAGGAGCAGGCCGAAGAGGCCACGCGCCGCCAAUCGGCGUUGCUCAUCAUCCCCCCAAACUCCGCGCCGCCACCACCAGAGUUUGUGGCGCCGACUGGGGGAGCCGGCGAUGAGCACCCGAUCAUGGAGAGGGACGGAGGCGAUGUUGUCAUGCCGGACGCGGCCGUGCCUCCGCCACCACCAUCUGGAGAUGCGCGAGACAAGCAGCCGACAGACGCACCGGUGCCGCCAGCCGGAGACGAGAUGGUGACCGGCCCGACUCUCGAGGUCCGCACACCAUCGCGCCGCCGGUUUGCAAAGGCGGCUUUGGUGCCAUGCCCGCUAGAGGCCGGUGCCACGAGCUCUUCGAUCCCGUAUGCCGAGGCGUCCAGCGCCGCGCCCGUUGAGUGGGUGCGGGGAGGCGGGACGGGCCCUUUGAACCAAGCGAUCCUGGACGUCCAAGGCCAACACCGAGCCGAGGCCGACGCCCUGAAGUGGUGCAACCAAGCAUUCCUAGAGUCGCGAGCAGCCGUCCGGAGGCCAAUGCCGCCCUGCAGCAGCAGCUAG
Molecule: messenger RNA, 747 nt
Organism: Aegilops tauschii subsp. strangulata
Lineage: Eukaryota; Viridiplantae; Streptophyta; Magnoliopsida; Poales; Poaceae
Source: RefSeq, a predicted model, not a curated record